Messenger RNA from Parathielavia appendiculata, 6704 nucleotides. RefSeq lists its product as uncharacterized. The coding region runs from base 184 to 6621 and encodes 2145 amino acids. Gene Ontology annotation, cellular component: plasma membrane; cytoplasm. The transcript is spliced from 2 exons. The record is from RefSeq and is a predicted model, not a curated record. Gene Ontology annotation, molecular function: guanyl-nucleotide exchange factor activity; small GTPase binding. Gene Ontology annotation, biological process: small GTPase-mediated signal transduction. NCBI's taxonomy places the organism in Eukaryota, Fungi, Ascomycota, Sordariomycetes, Sordariales, Chaetomiaceae.
GCCAGUGGGACGACCAGAAUACGACGAACGGCUUGGCCGAAUCUGACAUAGCGGCUCCCAACCCGGAUUGAGAGGCACGCGCACCGCCCGCUUUUCCAGGAUCGAUUUCUGAACCAACCUGUGAUACCCAUUGCAACGCGAUUGAUCCGAUAAAACACCAUAGAUGCCGUCCGGUCGGACACAAUGCCCUGGCAACCGCUGCCUCGCAUCGCCUUCGCCGUAGCGACAUAUCCUUUCGCCGCCUCGAGCCCGGCCGACCUCCCCCUCGAGCUCGGCGAUGAGCUGUACAUCAUCGAAGAGACUCCGGACGGCAAUUGGCUCCGCGGAUACCUGGUCGCACCGCCGAGCCUGCUAGCUGGUCUGACGAGCGUCAAGGGACAGACCCUUGAAGCCCGUGUCUUUAGUGGCAUCUUUCCCCGCAGCUGCGUCGAGAUCCGCGAAGUACUGGGAGACAGCGACGAGACCGACAACGGCAUCGACAGCGGGGAUGUUUCGCCGGCGCCUGGGCCAACAGCGACACAGGCGGGGCCGGGGGACUCGGUCACGAGCGGGAUACACGGCAUUAACGGCGAGGAAAAGAGGAGGAAAGACGGGGCGAAGACCACCUUGCCCAAUGGCACCCAUGGACUGCUGUCGGUGCCUGCGAAGCGCGACCCGAGUGCGCCGCGCCCGCCAGCGCCCGUGCCCAUGCUGAAGAUUGGCGACGAGACCCCAACUUCGACCUCGGAGCCUCUCAUUGACGAAAUCGCGUCCUGCCUGCGAGAAUGGCAUUCGACGAACCUCCACGAGCUGCUGCUGUCGCGCCAGUACGCCAAGCUGGAUACCCUGUCGAAACUCAUCACCUCGCUCAACCUCGCGCGCCAGCAGUUUUUACACGACGUGCUGACGGCCUGGGAGUACGAAAUACUCCGCGAGAAGACCGUCUGGGAUCUGGUCCGUGUCAACAAGCUCUGUGGGGGAGAGGUCAUUGUUCGCGAUCCGCACGAGCGCGGGCGGGUACUCACCGGGGACGACUCGGUGGUGGAGAUAACGAAACUGCAGUCCAUAAUGAGCCUGCUGGACGAGACACCGAAAAACACGGUCGAGCUGACUGCCUUUCACCACCUGCUGGUAGAUAUCAAGGGGUUUGCCGGCGCAUCCACCGAGGCCACCACCCUCGUUCUCUACCUAGCCACCAAAAGCCCCGGGGGAGCGCUGACACCUCUUACCGAGAGCUACAUAGUCGAGAUGCCCGCCGGUGGGCAAAUGGUCCAUUUGGCCAGAAACGUGGAAAUGCGCACUCUCUUCGCUGACUUGACCGCCAGCGACAUCGGCGACGUGGCCUCCGCUGAUGCGGAACUCUUGUUGGUUGUCAAGAUUCGUGCGUCGCAGCAGGUGGUGGCUACCAAGCCCAGCUCACGGUCUGAGUCCAUGGGACAGGCGCUGCCACAGUUCUCAAAAGAUCACUCGAAGCCGCCAUUGUCCGCCGGAGGCAAAUCGGUGCGUAGGAGCCUGAUGUGGGCCGGCAAGAGCACGCGGUCACCCUUUUCGAGGGGCAACGCCAGGCUGGACUCGCUCUCGGAGCAACCCGAAGAAGCAGCAUCACCGGUCACAGCAGGCGCCGAAAGCAGGGAUGGGCUUCCCCCGAGCACGGCCAACUCCAAGGCUGGGCGCGCCUCGGUGGACGGCCACGCUACUCAGACAGCCGAGAGAACGGUUGGCGUGGGCGUGCUGAAGCUGAACUCAGUCAUGAAGCAGGAUGACGAGGUUGAGCACAUAGUCAGCAUAUGGGCGCCGUCUGCGAAGAACUCGUUCGAGGCGCAAGAUGGCGAAGAAUGGGAUCCGGUAAUACGAGACAUCAUGGACACUAAAACGGGGUCUUAUGAGAAAUCGAGGAGAGCCGAGCGCUUGCAGGUCCACAUUCGGGCUUUCAAGAGCCCGGAUGCAGACGCCCUGAUUAAAGCGACCCCGACCGUGCUUUCCAACAUCUGCAAGACCAAGAAAAUGGGAUUCUCGGGCGCACCGACAAAGCCACGGUCCGACAUCUACCUGACAAUUGACGAGGCCGUCCUGAGCCGGCAAACCUUACUGUCCAAAUUUGGCGGAAGCCCAACGGCGCUUCCAAACAACCUCCACGGGAACAACCUCCAGCUCACGCUCGAGGUGCGCAGGCCGGAUGGCGAACGCGUUGAGAACUGCAUAUACCCCUCGUCCAACGCUGAGGCCAUCAGUACCUGGAAGACAGUGGUCACUGAACGUGGAGAGCCCUGGCGGCAGACCGUCAAGCUUGUCCUGACACCGCAGGACGUCCACCAGGGACACGUCGUCAUGCAUUUGGCAGAUGCUCCGAACCAGCCGUUUGCAGUCGCGUACAUGCCGCUGUGGGACCAACAGGCGUUCAUCCGCGAUGGCCAGCACGGCCUGCUACUGUAUCGGCUCGACGAGCACACGGCCACGCCCCACGCCGGACCGCAGGGCAAGGGUGGGUAUCUGAGUCUCCCCUUCUCUCCCAGAGCAAGAGACGAGCACCAAGCCGACGUGACGGGGCCGCUCGCCAUGUUACGCGUCGAGACGUACCUCUGCAGCACCAGAUUCUCUCAGGACCGCGUAGUUUUGGGCUUACUGGCCUGGAAGGAUUCGUCUCGAGAAGGCAUCCCAGUGCUUCUGAAACAGUUCAUUUUUGUCGCUGAAAUCGAAGUCGUCAAACUCCUGAACGAUGUCUUGGAUGCCCUGUUCGGGAUUCUCUGCGAAUACUCAGGAAACGACGACUACGAGGACCUUGUGUUCACUGCACUAGUGAGAGUUUUGGAUAUUGUUCACGACAGACGAUUCAACCUUGCUCCGCUGGUCGACCAGUAUGCCGAGACCAGAUUCAACUAUCCAUUUGCGACGCUGUGUCUGGUGAAGUCCUUCACCCGGCUUCUGUCAAAGCCCACAGAGCCGGAGACCGCGAGGAGGCUUCGCGCCACGUUCAAGGUUGCACGGCAUAUCCUCAAGUUUAUCACCCAUGGUCGGGGACAACAAAAGGAGAAGGAGGCUGGCAUUGGCAUUACAGGCUCAAACCCGGCCUUCACACGCCACCUGCGCGUUAUCUUUAAGGCGCUUGAUGCCAUGAUGCGCAGCAGCGCGCCGGUCCUGGUGGGCAGCCAGACCAUUGCUGUCCAGCACUUUCACACCUGGCUCCCGGAACUGGCUGGCCUUCUGACGACCGAGGAGAUCUUACAUAUCGCCAUUGACUUCAUGGAUUCCUGCUCUGCCGUCAAAGGCAAACUUGUCCUGUACAAACUGGUUCUGAUCAUCAAGUACGCCAAGCUCGAGAUCUUCUCACAGCCGGAGCAGCGGUCUGCCUUGAGCGCCAACACCGUCCGCUGGAUUGCGCCACACUGGGGCCACAUCGACGAGGUCACAGACCUCUGGAAAGACCAGGUCCGCCUCUGCUGCUCUGUCCUCGCCAGCCAGAUGGACCACCUCGGGCCGGAGAUUCCCGACUACAUCCCCAAGAUUAUCCAGUCUUAUCUCGCUAUCCAAGCCGUCCCCAAGCGUCCCAAAAACCGCCUCUCCCUUCUUUUUCCCACCACUUACCCCUUCCCCUCUCGCCCUAUCACAAAAGAGACUGCCUUUGACGAAGCCCUCACCGAGCUUUCGGCCGUCCUCUCGGCCGUGUCCAACUCCCCCAACGGCAUGCAACUCGAGCUCGCCGAGGACGACCUUCACGUGCUCGUCGAGAACUGCCUGCGCGUGCACAUGAGCAUCCUCCAGGGCGAGACGUUCCCGGACGAUUGGCUCAGCGUGCACAUCUUUCACCACAAGUCCACCAUGCGCACGCUGCAGUACCUCGCCGGUAUCCUUCUCGACUCGUUCCUGCCGCACCCGGACGAGGCCGAGAACUUUCCCACGGAACUAUGGAAGCUGUUCUUCACCACGCUGCUGAAGCUCGUCGGCAGCCCGUCGCUCGCGCUCGAGACGUUCCCCGAGCAGAAGCGCCGCGCCGUGUGGAAGAUUGCCGGAGACGUGCGGGAGCACGGGGCCGAGCUGCUCAGGCGGACCUGGGAGGCUAUCGGCUGGGAGACGACGGUCGAGGAGAGGGCGCGGUACGGCCUCCCCAAGAUGGGCGGGUACCAGGUACAGUACGUGCCGACGCUGGUGGCGCCAAUUGUCGAGCUCUGUUUGAGUGUACAUGAGGGGUUGAGGAGAAUGGCGGUCGAGGUUCUGCAGACCAUGAUCGUCAGCGAGUGGACGCUCAGUGAGGACCUGUCGGUCAUUCAGACCGAGAUGAUUGACUGUCUGGAUGUCUACUGCAAAACGAAGCCGUUGACGGAGAGCAUACUGCAGAAACUGUUUGUUGGUGAGCUGUUGGAUCGGUUUGAGCCACUGGCGGCGGUAAAGGACGAGCCGCUCUACAGCGCGCUGCGGGAGCUGACUGAUACAGUGGACGUGUUCUUGGAUCUGUUGGUUGCGGUCUACAGUGGGGAUGGGUCUGGCGAGGCCUCGCAUCUCAUUCACCGCUUGCGGUUGAUGGAAUUCCUGCGGGAUAUGCAAAAGGAGGAGAUCUUCAUCCGUUAUGUCCACCAGCUGGCGAACCUCCAGGCUGAGGCUCGCAACCACGCCGAGGCGGGCUUGGCCCUCCGACUGCAUGCCGACGUGUACGACUGGGACCCUUUACGAACGACGCCGGCUUUGCAAGACCCUGAGUUCCCUGCCCAGAGCCACUUUGAACGGAAAGAGCGCAUCUACUUCGACAUGAUCAAGCACUUUGAGGAUGGCGAGGCCUGGAGCAGCGCCCUGGCUGCGUAUAAGGAGCUGCAGGCGCAGUACGAGACGAACACGUUCGACUUUGCCAAGCUCGCUCGCACCGAGCGCGCCAUUGCCUCCAUCUACGAGACCAUCGCCAAGAGCGACAAGCUCGUGCCCAAGUACUUCAAGGUCGUCUUCAAGGGCCUCGGCUUCCCGACCAGCGUGCGCGACAAGGAGUUUGUCUUUGAGGGCUCCCCCGCCGAGCGCACCUCCAGCUUUACCGACCGCAUGCAGGAGAUGUACCCCGCGGCCAGGAUUGUCACCAGCGAGCACAUCGAUGACGUCGAAGGGCAGUUCCUGGUCAUCUCGUCGCUUAGCCCGCAUCGCGACCUGAGCCACCAUGUCUUCCAGCGCGCGAGGGUGCCGCAGGUGAUUCGGGAGUAUCUCGUCUCUGCGCACCCGCAGGCGUUCUCGACUAGUAUUAAGCGCAUCACCAUCGGCCCGCCGGUGGAGCACUACGUCGAGAAGGUGGUCUACACGACGGCCGAGCCGUUUCCGACGAUUCUGCGGCGCAGCGAGAUUGUCGGAGCGCACGAGGUGCGUUUGUCGGCCAAAGAGACGGCGCUCGAGCGCAUUGUGCGCAAGACGACGGAGAUGUCGGCGCUCGAGAAGAAGGUCGCCGAUGGCGAGGGCGGCGACGAGUCGGCGCAGCUGCUGGUGGAUGCCGUGAGCAUCAGCGUGAAUCCCAAAUCAGAGAACAGCGUGGUGGUGUAUCGAGAGCUGGUCCCUGGCAUGUCCAAGGCUGGAGAAAGGUUGCCGGCCAGCGAGCUAGAGGAUGAGGAGGCCGAGCCGCCGGAGCUGGAUCCGCAGGAGAAUGCUAUCAAGAUAGCGCUGCUGGACCAUGCUAUCAUGCUCAAGAGGUGUCUGGCGACGUUUGCGAAGAGCGGGAACGAGAUCCUCACACGGCAUCUCGAGGAUCUGCAGCGUUUCUUCGAGAUUACCUACGCCCCCGAAAUCGCUAUCUUCACCCCCGCCCAACCCAUCCGCGACACCAUCACGCCCUCUCCUACCUGGCCGCGCUCCGCUUCCUCGGCCGUCGGCAACGGCAUGCCAAACCAAGCCCGCGCCAAGACCCCCUCAAACGCCGGCGCCGCCCUUCCCAACAGCGUCACAACAGAACAAGCAACCAUCGUCCAGCCCGUCUCCCUCCGCCAAAGCCGCGGCCCGCGCCUCAGCUUUCUCGGCGGCCGCAAAAAGGACCCGCCGAAGCAAGACCAUCAGCACGCCGUUAACGGGGAUGCCAUUCACGAGGAGCCUGAAGCGCCCAUCUCUGCGACUAAGAGCAACACGUCGGCGUCCGCUUCUGCUCCUGCUUCUGCUAAGGAUGGGGGUGCUGCUGCUGGUGCUAAUUCUGCUAGUACCCAGAGAAGGAGUUUCUUCCGCGCCUUUCCGCAGGUCACGACCACCACCAACAACAACAUAGCUGCUCCGGAAGCCGGGUCGGCUUCAUCUUCUGGCCGGGCGGUGGUGGAUCGGGUUCAUUUUGCUAAUGGGACCGGCGGUCCGUAUGCUCACCACGUCCAUGCAUCACCGAGUGUGGCGGGGACCGAUGGCGGGUGGGUUACCAGCACCACUGACGUGAGUGGCAGUGGCGGGUCAGAGGUGUUUGUUUCUUCGAGUCCUGGCGGUGGUGUUGCGGGGGAGAAGGGAGGAGUGUAUGAGACGCAUGUUCUUCUGCCGGGACAUGGACAUGGGCAGGCGCCGCCGGUGCAGAUGCAUCAGGGCGUGGGCCAAGGGGGGGUCGGCAACAGUGUCAGGAAGAGGUUGAGUCUUUUGCGGUUGGGCAAGAAGAGUAGUCGGGAGAGGAGUGUGGGUACGGGUGGGUUGGGGGGCGUUGAUGAGGAGUGAGUGGGUGCGUGGGUGCGUGGGUUGCUCCAUGCCGCACUUUCCAAUCUCGGCUGGUCGGUUUGCGCCGGCUAGGUUGAGGGUUC